Molecule: messenger RNA, 1638 nt
Organism: Fusarium oxysporum Fo47
Lineage: Eukaryota; Fungi; Ascomycota; Sordariomycetes; Hypocreales; Nectriaceae
Product: major facilitator superfamily domain-containing protein
Exons: 2
Coding region: 1-1638 (545 amino acids)
Biological process (GO): transmembrane transport
Molecular function (GO): transmembrane transporter activity
Source: RefSeq, a predicted model, not a curated record
AUGGAUCAUCACCAAUUUGGGGAAAGCAGGGGACCCUUUCCUUCGACGCCAGCAUCUUCAUCACCCCCUUAUACCCCGAACAAUGGCACACCAACACCAACUCGCGCUCACUCUGAUUCUGGAACAGAAGUCGAGCUUCAGCCGUACACAGGAGGUGAUAGCGAACAAGAGGUAGAUCCACAAACGCCUGACGGACUCGCACGACCACGUCAUAUCUUCUCCAAGCACAAAAAGUGGAUGACUGUGUACAUGGUGUCCCUAGGUGGAGCGUUUUCCGCCUUGUCAUCCAACAUUUACUUCCCAGCGAUCGAUACAAUAUCCAAGGACCUUCGUGUCAGUGCGACCGACGUUGGUUUCACUAUUACCGUGUAUAUGAUUGUUCAAGGAAUCGCACCCUCACUGUAUGGCUCCAUCUCAGAUUCGCGUGGUCGUCGUAUCACAUUUGUUAUCGCCUUAGUAAUCUACCUCGCCGCAAACGUGUCGCUAGCUUUCACGUCUAACCUGGCCAUGCUUGUGGUUUUGCGAGGAUUGCAAGCCGCUGGAUCGGCUGCGACAAUUAGCAUCAGCACUGGUGUGAUUGCCGACAUAGCAGAACCCGAUGAGAGAGCAGGCUUCAUGGGAACCAACGCCGGCAUAAGAAUGAUUGGCCAAGCUAUAGGUCCUGUCAUUGGUGGACUGCUGAAUAGUGCAUGGGGAUUCAGAAGCAUCUUCUGGUUCCUAUUUGUAUUUAGUGCGUUGGUCCUCUUAGGGCUGUUGGUGUUUCUACCAGAGACACAGCGGAGGAUAGCUGGCAAUGGCAACGUUCCUCUCAGAGGCUUUUACAAGCCCUGGUCCUACUUCUUCUACCCUCCCAAGGAAUGGCGCAAUGCUCCUACACCGCCAGCACCAAAGCUAGAAAAACUCUCUUGGAAGACGAUCAUCGAGCCACUGACGUAUAUCCUUAGAAAGGAUAUUCUAGUUCUCCUUUCUUGGGGUUCUCUUGUGUACACCAUCUGGAGUAUGGUCACGUCCUCAACCACAACAGUGCUGCUCAAGACUUUCCCCGACCUUACACAAUGGCAAGUGGGCCUUUGCUUCCUUCCAAAUGGAAUCGGAUGUGUAUUUGGGUCGGUAUGCACUGGUCAACUGAUGGAUAGAGCUUUCAAACGCGCCGAGGCUCGAUACAAACAAGAGCAUGGACUCGCUAACGUGGACGUCAAGUCCCGGCAGGACUUUCCUUUUGAACAUGUCCGGUUAUCACUAAUGCCUUAUUUCAGCAUUAUUUUCAUCGUUGCAAUGGCGCUGUACGGGCCCAGCUAUGAGUUCAACGACCUAAGGAGACACUUUGCUGGGAAUCUGGUUGCCUCCCUGGGUCUGCAAUUUAUCAUUGCAUCUACUGCAACGGCCAUCUUCAACAUCAACUCGACGAUAUUAGUAGACUGCUUCCCGUAUAACUCAGCUGGUGCUACGGCAACAAAUAACCUGUGCCGUUGCCUCCUCGGCGCUGCGGGCGUCAGCGUGAUACAGCCUAUGAUCACCAAGCUUAAGAUUCGGAACGCAUUCCUCGUGCUCACGGCGAUUGCUGUUUUCUUCUCACCACUGGUCUGGGUUCAGUGGAGAAUGGCAGAGAAAUGGAGAAGAAAGAGACUAAGUGCCUAA